AGUACAGUUUACAGUAGCGAGUUUUGCAAUACCGUCUCUCAGGUACGGUAAACGUAAAUCGGGGACGUUAUUCGCUCGCGAAAUAACGUCGCGAUGUACCAAGCGAUCAAUAGCAUUAAUGAUUUACGUUUACCGUAUCUGGAGUGACGGUAUUGGAAAAACUCCCCAGUAUGUCGUCGGUGGCCACGUCGUGAUUUCUUGCGCUCAGGAUAAAACAGGCAUAUGAGAGAGCGAGCCGCGUUUCGCGAUUCGUCCUGAGGAGUGAGGACCCUACUCCGAGCGACGCGUCGAGAAGGAGUGGGACGGCUCGCCAGAUGAUAAUGGGCGGUGGAGCCGCGUUGAUAAAGCUCACUCGCGGUCGCGGUUCGUACGUGCGUUGCCGUGAACGCCGGCCUUAAAGUGUCGUCAUCAUCAUCGUUCACCAUCGACGAGUAAGGAGAUCGGCGAGUGAGAAGAAUCGGCAGUCUCGUGAACCUCCGCGGCGCUAAACCCAUUCGUUCGAUUGCUGCCCGCCGGAGUAACCGACAAGUCGCGGAGACGCCGCGGGAAAGAGGCCGUCCGAGAGAAAGAGUGCUGCAGCUUUUGCAGAAUCAUCAGGACAACCGCAAGAGAAUAAUAAUAAGAAGAAAUCUCACUCCGAGCGCCAAACAUGGACAAUUACACUUCCGACUCGAGCGACUCGGAUUUUAGCAAAACGCUGGAUCUGUCGUAUCUAUCGCUAAGUGCCGAAGAGCUGGACGAGCAACUGAUGGCCAUUAAGAGCCCGGAACACGUGGACACGCUGUUGCUGAAGCAGAAUCGUCUGAGCAAUUUACCCUCCAGCGUGAUCAGGUUUACCGGCCUCAAUACUCUCGACAUCUCCGGCUGCGGCCUCAGCAGACUGCCGGACUUCUGGCCGGAUUGUCCGCUCACCUGCCUGAUCGCCAAGCACAACCAGCUGACGAACGACGGCCUGGUCAAAGCCUUCGAGAACCUGACUUCCGUGCGCGAGCUGAACCUCAGCGGCAAUCGGCUCACUGAGUUUCCUGACCAGGUACUUAACUUGGUGGACCUCAAGUACCUCUACCUCGGCGGCAAUCUCAUCGGCGAGAUCACCGAGAACAUCUGGAAGUUGCAGAGGUUGCAGGUGCUAUCAAUGGGAGGCAACAGAUUGUUGGAGGUACCGUCCACUCUCGGUCAGCUCAAAGCCCUGCAGGCCCUCGUACUGUGUGACAAUAUGCUGGAGAGCCUGCCGAGCUCAAUAGCCAAUCUGACGAGACUCAAGUCCCUGUUGCUGCAUAAGAAUAGACUAAGGACAUUACCCACCGAAAUCAUCAAGCUGAAAUGCCUGACAGAGUUAUCUUUGCGAGACAACCCGCUGGUGGUGAGAUUCGUGUCCGAUAUGACGCACGACCCACCGUCUCUGUUGGAGUUGGCGGCGCGCGUCAUCAAGACCAACGAUAUCCGAUAUGACGACGAGGAUGUGCCGCGUAACCUGCUGGAAUACCUUGACAGCGCCCACCAUUGCGUCAAUCCCAAGUGCAAAGGUGUUUUCUUCAACAACCGCGUGGAGCAUGUCAAAUUCGUCGACUUCUGCGGCAAAUAUCGCCUGCCGCUGCUACAGUAUCUGUGCAGCAGCAAGUGCAUCGGGCCACGUGACAGCGACGAGGAGCUCGUAUCCGGUGCCAUGAUCAGGAAGGUUCUUCUCGGUUGAAAGCCCGAAGAACAUCCCGCAUCUGUGCGACGUUCUGAUGGUCUGACGAAGACUUCGACGGGCUGACGAGCGUCUCUUCACUUCUCGCUCGGAGAUCUCACAGAUGGACCGGCGAUUUCUCGACCUGGACGUUGAUACGCACAUAUAUGCGCAAGCAUACGCACGCGCACAUGCACACUCGUAUCUUUAUAAUUUCUAUUUUGAGUUAAACGAUGCGCGGUACCGCGAGUGACGCAAGUACAGUUCGACGAAAUAUAGCAAAUAAAACGUUUCAUGCGAUAAAACGUUUUUUUCCACCAUUUUGUCCCCACAAGCGACAAAGUACAGAUAUAGUGCAAUAAUUCGUAGAACCGCUUGCAUCUCGAAGAGAUAAAAGGUCACCACCUGUUGUCGGGAGGAAAGCUCUGCCUGGCGCAGAAGAGGGACGUAAGGCGGAGGUUAACAUUAUCGUUAAUAUUUUAUUGUUAAAUAAACCACAAAAUGUACAGUAAUAAUAAUA
Molecule: messenger RNA, 2192 nt
Organism: Harpegnathos saltator (Jerdon's jumping ant)
Lineage: Eukaryota; Metazoa; Arthropoda; Insecta; Hymenoptera; Formicidae
Product: leucine-rich repeat-containing protein 58
Exons: 5
Coding region: 650-1693 (347 amino acids)
Cellular component (GO): cytoplasm
Molecular function (GO): protein binding
Source: RefSeq, a predicted model, not a curated record